AUGAUUGCCUUUAGUUUGUUGGGGGAGUUCAACAAGGAACAGGAAGCUUUCAUUAAGGAGAAGCAAGGGAAGGGCACUGAAGCUGCUGUACCACCUUGGGUUGGCUGCCCCAACGAAGAGAAUCUCAAAGAAGAAUUUCUUACUCUCUCCACCGACAGAAGGAACUUUGUCAGAAGUCCUCCUGCUGGUGUGGAGUUUCAUUUUGAUUAUGAUACAUGUUAUCCAGUUGCUAUGGCUACGUUAGCUGAGGAUCCCAAUUUGGAGAAGAUGAGGUUUGAGUUGGUUCCCAAAGUUAUCUCAGAAGAGACGUUCUGGCGAAACUACUUUUAUCGUGUUAGUCUAAUUCGCCAAGCUAAUGAACUUUCAUCUAUGGCACAAGAGGGAGCUCCUGCUUCCCGUACCACAAGUAUGGAGGGAGAACCUACAGCGAAACCUGAACAUGAUGUGUUAGUCCUGGAACAAGCACCCACAGACAGCCCUACACAUGAAUUUGUAUCCGACACUUUUCAUGCCAGCUCCAGUGAUAUUGAGGAAGUACGGGAAGGCAUGAAAAAGUUGGGUAUGGACCCUGACAAGAGAAAUGAAGAAGAAUGGGAGAAAGAACUUGAAGCUGAGUUGCAAGAUUAUGAAGUAGUUGCCGAUGGUGAUAACAACGCUGGGCAAGAUGCUAACUGGGAGAGUCAGAUCGACGAGAUGCUGGAUGAGGAAGAUCCUUGUGACCUCAAGUAGUUAGUUUACAUCAUUAGCAUCACUAUCACAUUGUUGAAAAUUGAAAGAACAUGUUUAUUUAUAUGAUAACUCAGUUUUGAGAAAUUGUAAUAUAAAAUGUAAAGACACUCCUUUUACUUUAAUGAAUUGCAGUCAAGCAAAUUGAUAAGUCUGAAGUAUGUGGCUAAAGAAAUAUUAAGAUGAUUUGAAAUUGCAUCUAUAUGAAGAAAUCAAAAGAAGACACUAAGAUACUCUUGGAAGCAAGAUGACAAUAUUUGCUUUGUAAGUGGUUAAUUUUUGUGAUUGUAAAAAAAUGUUUAUUCUGUGAGAAUGUACAAAAUUAUUUUUAGAGAUGUGUAAUUUUAUAGUUGUGAUUUGUUCAUUUGUAGUAUAAGUGUUCUAGUGUUUGUACUGGUACAGCACUUCUUUCUUCAUAUUUAAUCGCUACUAUUCAAAAUUUUAGUAUGUAUAUACAAGUUAAAACAUUAUUUUUCGAUUAUUAGGUUAAAUCCAAAGUGAGGUACUGGAUAUUUUCCUUUUAUUCCAACUGUAAUUGUAACAGUAAUUGGGGUCACAAUAUUGGUUUAUGUUACUUGAAUUUUCUUCAAUAAAAUGUGUGGAUGAUAUCUUGGUAGGAUUGUUCAUUACUGAAAUGAGAUGCUGAUAGAAUCUGAACUAUUACUUGACUAUUUACUUUGCAAUUAAAAUAUUAUAAUAAAACAUUGUUAAAUGUGUGUACAUGUAAAUAUAUACUAUAAGCUAUGGAACCACCAGUUUCUGUGUGAAAGCCAAUAGAAUGCAUGUGAGAAUGUCAUGAAAUUGUUAUGUCUAUACAUGUGAGAGAUAGUGUUUUGUUACUGAUGUUUAAUUACUAGUUGUAGUCAUUAAUUGUUGUGUGAUACAUGGUGGCUGGAACUGAAUCUACAGUUUUGAAAAUUCUGUGCCCUCUUUUCUAUUGAAUACGAUUAUAAAUUACAUAAAGUGCAUACAUGAAGUUGAGCUUAUCUGUUAAUAAAUGAGGAGUAGUAUGAAUUAUUGCAACAUAUCGAAAUUUAUUUUCUGGCCUACAACGUAAGGGCCUAAACAAGCUAAACUGGAAAGUAAAUAAUUACUGGUUUUAAAAGAAGAUGGGACAUAAAAGAUUUCUUCAUACAGUUGAUGUAAAUUUUCAAAUUUUGUUCUAUAUUCUUCAUUUAUUAUAUAGCAUUAUUUUGAAACUAAUGACAAAUUUGAAAUAAAUUUGAGAUGACUUUAGAGAAAAAAAAUGAAGUUUUGUUUUGUUCAGAGAAAAAAAAAUUAAUUUCGUAAAUCGAGAAUAAAUAUAGAGAUAUUGGAAAGAAAAUUAGUCUUUUACUAAAGUAAUUACUGUAAUAUUGCAUAUUUUCAUAACUGCCAUAUCAUUUUAUCUGAUAUACAUAAGAGUGGUGAUGCAGAAAUAUUGGAGGUUAAGAUGCAAUUGUGUGUUUUUAUAAUGGAGAGAGCUAUUAAAAGCAUUAUACAUUUGAGUUUCUACAUAAAUGGUAAUUAGUGUUUGUGAAAUGCCUUUCAAGAAAACAAGGUAUUUUUCUGACUAUAAAUGAGAGAAGUAAAAGCACCAGCUGCCAUAUCACGGAAUAGUGUUUCUUUCUGUUUUAUUUACCUUAUUAUGUAUCAAGUCGGUUGUAUACACCAUGUCCAUAUGGCAAUAAGUUUUAUUUUAUUGUUCAUAAUUGUAUAAAUAUUUGCUUUACUAUUGUGAAAGUGAAUGUGUGCUAGAUUACUUUCAGUCUUCAGCAUUAAGUGUUUGUGAUAAAUAUUGCAUUUCUUGGUGUCAACAUUCCGAACUACAUGUCUGAUGAUUAGGUCAAUAGGAAUUUAAAGUUUGAUAGAGUAGGUAUUCAGUUCUCUCUUUUUGUAAUUACUUUUCUGAAAUGAAGUUUUCAAAGAUAGGUUUUAAAACCAAGAGAAAUAUUCAAAGUAGACCAAUCUCUUAAGUUUGAAAAAUUAAUUUUAGCUAUGGACGCAAUUCCCAAAUUUUAUUAAUUUGUUUUGUGUACAUAUAGUUGGAUGGAUUGCUAGCCAUAAAAACAAAGUCUGUUACAUAUUUUGCAAUUCUGCAAGAUAUUUCUCAUGCAUGUAGCUUGAAAGUUUCAACAAACCUGAACUCUCAUCUUACUUGUGUGUGUAAAUUGUGUUGUUCUUGUGACUUUUCUCUUAUAAAAUGAUCAUCUUCAUAUGUGUAUAUAAAGAUAAUUACUAUGACUGACUAUAUUGAGUGAUGAGUGAAUUUGACUUAAUGUGCGGCUGUAUGCUUUUAAGUUUGCUCUCUUGAAUGCCAACAGCAAUUUCACUUCUACAGAACAGCAUCAUGUGAUGUACCACUUGGUUUCAAAAAUGAUAUUGUUUUAUCUCGUGCAAUUGGAGUCAGUUGUCACUAGUAUAAAAGCUGUUAACUUUCUCCCUGUUCUUUCAUUUGUACUAUUUUAUCAGUGGUAAUGUGUAAUGUAUAGAAUUGGAAUAUUCACCUUUAUUAAUGACAACACACAUACUCCUUUAACAGUUACGAACAUGCUUUGUUCAACAAUGUGUAUUCAGAAAAUAAUAGUGUAUGUAAAACAAUAAAAUAUGCAUGUAGAAAAUUGAUUAUAGAUUAACUGAAAAAUGUAAUAUUGUCACCAGUUAACAGAAAGCAAAUAAUAUAUACAUGUGUUAACUUCUUG
Gryllus bimaculatus (two-spotted cricket) is the source of this 3407-nucleotide messenger RNA. The record is from the annotation of a GenBank genome assembly. Lineage: Eukaryota; Metazoa; Arthropoda; Insecta; Orthoptera; Gryllidae.